AUGCACGCCCACACCGCCGACAACCUGGAACUUGAUUACACCACUCCCAAGCCAGACGUUGCUAAUAACGCUAUACAUCACGUUCUCAUCUUGAACAAUCUUACAAAACAGAUCGGUAAUCUUAUUCCCAGCGUGGUGGAAGAGGUAGUGUGGGCUUUUGACAAACACUGGGGCAGUGGCACCGAGUAUAAGGAAGUAUGUGUUUACGAAACUGCUCAGCGCAUCGUCGGUCCGGCUACCAACUGCGCGCUUGUCGGAAAACCGCUUUGUCGGAAUCUGGAAUCCCUUGAUACCGCCAUGGCAUACGCCCAAGCUGUCCCUCUGACAGCGACGAUUCUCAGAUUCGUUUGGGAACCGAUACCCGAUGAGGCGCGCCAGCAGGAUCCGGAGGCUCACAAGGUCACGGACGAACCGAACGACUUCCUCCAGUGGACAAUCAGACAAGCCAAACAAAUGGGCGAUCCCUACCUCUGGUCACCAACCACUCUUACUGUCCGUAUCAUGAUCCUUAACUUUGCGGCCUUGCACACCACUUCCUUCGCCAUCACCCACGCACUCCUCGAUCUGGUCGCCUCAAAGCAAGAGUACAUCGAUGAGCUCCGCGAUGAAGUUGAGUCUGUCCUCGCGGAGCACAACGGCGAGUGGAACAAGCGCGCCUUAGCCCAGAUGGUCAAAAUUGACAGUGUUCUGCGCGAGUCACAGCGGAUGAACUCGCCCAUGAGCGUAGGGCUAACGCGCAACGUAACGGCGAAAGAAGGAAUCACAACUCCCUCGGGCGUCAAGAUUCCGUACGCAGCCACGGUGUGCGUCCCGGGGUUUACAGUGAUGCACGACGACGAGGUGUAA
This is a messenger RNA of Sordaria macrospora k-hell, 846 nucleotides long. RefSeq lists its product as uncharacterized. The record is from RefSeq and is a predicted model, not a curated record. Gene Ontology annotation, molecular function: monooxygenase activity; iron ion binding; oxidoreductase activity, acting on paired donors, with incorporation or reduction of molecular oxygen. Lineage: Eukaryota; Fungi; Ascomycota; Sordariomycetes; Sordariales; Sordariaceae.